AUGACAGAGGCCAGCAGCAGCAUCCCGGGCUGCAUCAGGAGGAAGGUGAUCCUUCCUCUCUACCAGGCACUGGUAUCAGCCACAGUAAAGAAAGAUUUGACAACGUUCUUCCCUGAUUUAUUUUACUAUAAGUUAUUAUACAUAAAUGAAGAUAAUUCCUUGCAUUUCCCUUCGUUUAAAAUCAAACACGCGUUAAAAGCACUGCUGCUAUACACAAGCCCUGGGCCAAACUUCUCACGCUGUGCGGAGGGGUUCCAAGAGAAGCCGGGAGGGACGGGAAGCACUGGAGGGCCGUGCUGGCUUCCGGGAGCGGCGGCUCAACGGGCCCCAGCAGCCCCGCAUAUUUACCGGACCGCAUGCCUCCGGCGGGCCCCGCGGAGUGCCAACCUCCCCCUGUCGGGCUGCGCUCUCGGUACCUGGGGGCACCGCCGGCAGCGUCCCACCGGCGUGGCGGGGGCUGGGCCGGGACGUAAAGCCCAGAGCGAGAGCAGAGGCCUGCCCCGGCCCACUGCCCCUUACGGCCCGGGCCCCGGCGAGCUGCGAACCCGCUCCGGCCCCGCAUGGCCACGAAAGGAGCCCGACCAGCGACUGCCGCCGAGAGCUGGGCGGCAGAGUCCGCGGUCCGCGCAGGGCGGGCGGAGAGCACCCAGGGCGAGGGGAGGCACUGACCUGCAGCACGGCGGGGAGGUCAGCGCCGAGGGGCCCCCACCGGCCCCGCUGCCGCCGAACCGCUCCACCGCGCCACCUCAGCACCGGAACGCGCCGCCGCCACUUCCGCCUCCGGAGGGGCCUCGCCCCCGGCGCAAAGAAACCAAUCAGCUGCGGCGGUUGAAAGAUAGACGUGACGGCCAGGCAAUCGCGACGGAGCAGCUGCCUCGGCGCCAUGGUUGUCCUGCAACAUGGCACAUUGUGACCAAUCCCGAGGACGCUGUGGGUUCCCGCCCAAUAACAAGGCAGCGACCAAUCAGUUGCGGCGUUUCGUGCCGGACCGAAACGUUGGUCCAUCAGUGGGAAGCACAGAGAAUGUGUGGGCUUAGACAUCCAGCCUACCCAUCCUGCCUCUCCGUGCCUGGUCUCCCCAGCUGCUGACACCUGGACAUGCCAGACCCUGUGAGGUGCACAACCCUGCCACAGCCACCAGUACAGAUUCCAUUGCACACAACAGCAUGCAAACAGACAUGUACACUGGGUGCUCAGGAUGCAGAGAAACACAGAUAGGUGGGUCACCCUCAACCCUACAUCCUCAGUCCAAUAGUCAGCUACUCCAGUGGUCUCAUUAACAGAGACACACACACACAUGUUUCACAGACUACUUGGCCUAUUUGCUGGCUAGUCUGGCUUGAUAUUUACUAGUGAUCACAGACUGACAUGGUCUCACUCAAUCCAGUUGUAGGCACUUAAAUCCCCAUGCAUACAUAUGCCCAGA
Vidua chalybeata is the source of this 1426-nucleotide messenger RNA. Its product is annotated as pre-mRNA 3' end processing protein WDR33-like. The record is from RefSeq and is a predicted model, not a curated record. NCBI's taxonomy places the organism in Eukaryota, Metazoa, Chordata, Aves, Passeriformes, Viduidae. Bases 1 to 1089 code for a protein of 362 amino acids. The transcript is spliced from 3 exons.